AGUGCCAGGCUCACCUAGACCCAGCCCAGUGGCCUUUUUGUGUGCAUUCCGUCCAAAAAAACUGCUGCUUUCAUUAUUUCGUUCCAUAAAUUAAUCUGUGGACAGUAUAGAACGCUUCACAGUUAAAACUCACCGCAUGCAUAUAGGCUAUGACAUUUAGUUCGGGGAACCAGUACGUCUGCACUAUAUGCGUACGAUACAGCCACUAGCAGAAUACGUUUUUUAAAUAUGGACGCAGAAGCUCUAGCCGUCGCGCUCGUAUCUGGGGGUCGAGGGGAAUCAGAGAAGUUCCGGCUGAUCCGAAGCAGCUUUCCAGCCGAAGGCCCUGGCCCGUUUACAAGAGCUGAUGUAGCAUUCGUGCAGAGUUGUUUAGGACGCGAUAGAAGGCUUGUCAGGCUUGCCCUUGAGUUCGCAGACGUUUCAUGCAAUCGGGACUUCGCUAUUGCGGAAUUAAGCAGUGGAAACACCAUCACCUCAAGACAUGUAGCGACUCGUUUCCACUGGCUGUACACUACUGAAAGUAUACUCAACGAAGCGUUUUUAUCAAACGAACUAGUUAAAAUGAGCCAUUCAACGCGACUCAAGGUGUUCAAUAGCAUCGGAAAGAAUGUAACUGACGUCCAAUUAGGAGACCAGCUAUGGAACUUUGUGAAAACAAAGUUCUUAUUGCGCGACUCGAAUAGGUUACUGGCAGCCUGUAGCAAUAGCCUCAUCCUUCGUGAAGUGUCCACCAGCAAAAUUGUUCAGCUCACGGAUGCCCAGAUGCUGCAGAUUCUUCAAAAGAGGUUUGAUUCGGGCAUUGAGCUACUGCAGGCACUGGCUUUUGCACAGAAGAACAGCACAUUUAGGAAGCCGGUUGCGUUCGACAAUUCGUUGCAUUAUAUUCUCCUAAAGGAUUUUGAGAAAGGAUUCAAUAUACUCACAGAAACCGCUAUAAAUAAGAGCCUCGGUGCCAAUCGUACUCGAUCGUUACUAAAAGCGUUUCGGUCCGGAGGAAGUAGUUCUGCUUCUAGGGAUCGCAUAGUCAAGUACUCAAUCUUCCUUCACAGGAAAGCACUACGUAGGUAUGCCCCUACUGAUCUAUACCUAGAAUGCUUUGUUAGGAACAACAUACAUUUAUACUCGGAAAAUGACUUGCAAUGGAGGAAACAAGCAUUCAGACCCGAAAAACAGGCCAGUGUCCACAUACUGAUGUCGUGGUUGACUGGCCUUUCGAUGUCUGUCAAAAGAGAAUUCCUAGAGGCCCUAUUUCGGAAAACGUACAAUAAACCAAUAAUGGAUGUUCCCACAAAGGUGUUUCCAGAAAUGCUGUACAUUCUUAGCGAAGAGGAGCGGUUGCGCAUUGUAAAUUGGCGACUGCAAAAGAAAGAGUACUCCUUAGCGCGAAUAACGUGUUCGGCGGUACCCUCAACCAAAGAGUACUUUUGGAGGUCGAUGCUUCCAUGUUACCUAUCGUUUCCCGAUUUAAAACACCUCUUAGCAGUAGAACGUAACGUGCGCGUACGUGAAAUACUUUACCGCCUUAUAGUUACCUCCGCAGUAAUACAAUGCGAUAGCAAAGCUAUCGAGAUGCAACUGAACUUUGUCGUCGAAAGAUGCCGCAGUGAACAGUCGAUCAUUUACAAAGCAAUUUUUGAAACUCUUGAGGAAUAUUAUUGUCUAAAAAACCGUGUUAAGGCAAAUAUAUGGCCUGCAUUAAAAAAACUCUUUGACAUGAUUCUGCUCAAAGAGAGGAGACAAGUGAGUGUAUCUUGUUUACGAUUGCUGGUCCGACUGUUAGAAAAAGUUAAUCCGGACGAUAUAGAUACGGUGAAGCAGAUGGCUGAAACUCUUACAAAAGUGCAUGUUACUUGCCAACUGUUAUGGCCCGAGAGCAUUAUGGCGGAAUUCAAGCGACUACAUCGGCGCAGUCAAACGCUCGUUUUGAAAACAAUUCUAGAAGCUCAAGAGCCAUAUUUGAUGAUUAGGCAAAAAGAGGGGUAUUCUAAAACUCUACAUAUGUGGCGAAUCUUUGAGGCCGUCGAUAACCUGAAACUAAAGAUAGACUUCCGUCAGUAUCCCAACAGUCUGGCUUUUCUGAAGCACUUAGUAUCAGGUGAUGAUAAACGCGCAUACUGGGAGAGUAAUAAAAUCGUACGUCGAGCAUAUCAACUUAUCAAGGAUUUUUUAACAGAGGGAGACUCCGUUAAAAAAGGGGUCGAUGGAGAGCACGAUGCCCAUUUUACAUAUGUCAGAAUUCGACAUGCCAACGAUGUCGCCAGUUGUGUCGACAUCAAUGUUAUCCUAAGCGGAACGCCUCUUGCGAUCCUGAUUCGGAUUUGUCAGCUGCUGGCCGCUAAUGAUGCUAUAACCCCACGAAUGCUUCAAAUGUCCUUGAGCCUACUGGACGAUCCCGAGCGCCGUGUUUCAGCUGCUCGUUUUUUAGCGCUAUGCCUGCCAACCUGUGACUUGCCAAAGCACUUCAAUGGUUAUUGUCCUGAACAAGAUAUUAGCAAAAUUGACCCCGCUUACUACGAAGUGCAGAAGGCCAUGCUCAACGCCACCAAAUUAAUUAGUGACUCUGCGAUCGCAUUAGAGAUAAUUGGAAAGUUUAUGCAAGGCGACUAUCUGAAGAUGGCCGUCCAUGCUUUUAAUUACCACUGCUCAAAGGCACCACCUGCCAUCGUGCUACCGCUGCUAACAGACGGUUUAACCAAUAAUAGCUCGGUAGUUAAGCAGAAGGAGUUUCUUCGCUGGUUUUUCAUUUAUACAUCUGACCAUAAUGCAAAACUAAACGAGAUCUUUGCGUCGGCUAAAAGCAGCUCCGUAAAGCGGGAACUGCUCAAGAUAGCUUAUCGUAAAGCGGAAGCUGACGGGGACGAGGCUUGGCCAACCCUACAAGCCUGUCUUAACAUACAAGAGACGAGAGAUAAGCAAACGCUAAUUCUUCUUUUUACUAAAGAUUGCAUCGAUGAUCGCUUAAACGAUUAUCUUCCAGAUUUGUUCCGCUUCAUUUUGACGUGCGCAGAAGACAUGUCGGAUAUACAUAAGUUGAAAUUUAGUAGUUUCUUAGACCGAGCCGCUUGUUACAUAUCAAGAAUUCCUCAGAAUCUUGCGCAAAGCCUCUGUGUUGCGGCCCUCGAACAGGCAAAGUUAUCCGCAACUGCUGAGCAAUUAAAGUACUGUUCAAAGCCUGAACUUAGUAACUACAUCGGGCGUUUUGCCUUGCAGAACGGCCAGACCAAUUUGAAAUUCCUUGAAGAUCAACUCGAGUUAUUGCUGAAGGAGGCUGACGACCAUAUAGAGCCGACUCUCUGGAUAAUAAUUCGAACGAUUUGUAAUGCAGUCGUGGAAAGUAGGCGUAUUGAUGGGGCUGAUCAUUUAUCAGUUCUUCAGGCCAUGCAUAGGACUCUAAGAUCGCAGAUUGCGACCUGUUUAUUGCAAUCGGUGUACGUUGAACUUAUACAGAUUAUAAUGGACCUGGUACCAGCAAAAAAUGCUGACCAAACCUCUAUGGUAUCCUUCGUUCUGAAUUACACAAUGAGAGGGAUCGAACUUAUUUGCGAACGCCUUGAUGAGUUUGGUAAUCAGAUGACUGGCCUUUUAGCGCCACUGCUAACAGACGCUAUAGAGAUCAUUAUUGGGAAACAAACGGAAUACCACGCCAAUAUGGUUGAGACGUACACGGCAACGUCUCCAAUCCGUCAUGCUUGGUUAUUAAUCGACUGCCUUCCGCCUAAAGGGAGCUUAACUUAUAUAAAGAACUCAGAAACCUAUGAUCAAUUUAUCGAUAAAAUCCAGCAUAGCUCAAAUGUAGCUCUCAAAGUUAUGCUUAAAUACAAACUAAACGUUCGAAAAAGGAAAAUAGUUACAAUUUAGUGAACGCUUAUACUGUAGUUUGUAAAUCGAGGACUAUUAAAGUGUACGCUUCAAUAUUCUUUUUAGUGU
Molecule: messenger RNA, 3927 nt
Organism: Varroa destructor (honeybee mite)
Lineage: Eukaryota; Metazoa; Arthropoda; Arachnida; Mesostigmata; Varroidae
Source: RefSeq, a predicted model, not a curated record